AUGACAAUCACGGGAUCCCGAAUACCCCUAUUCAGAAAACCCCCCCUUGUUUGGCCUACAAAAAUUAUAAUGGACCAGUAUGCAACAAAAACUUCUCCUGCCAUGACUCAAGUAAUUCUCGAACUAGAGGAUCAAAAUGUUCUUCAAGAAGUCGGGGCAAAAUCCCCGAGUUUCAUCUCCAAACUUUUUCUCCGAAAGAAAAGCGAUGGAUCGAUGCGCCCAAUAUUCGAUCUCCGGGAACUAAACAAAUAUGUAAAAACGAAACAAUUUCAUUUGAUUUCCCAUACAGAUGUGCCGGACUUUCUCCAACCUGGAGACUGGAUGAUAAAGAUCGACAUUUCGCAGGCUUAUUUUCAUGUCCCUAUGGCAAAAUCACACAGACCCUUCCUCAGAAUCAGUUAUCACAACCGUAUUUACGAGAUGACGUGCCUGCCUUUCGGUCUAGCUUCUGCUCCGCACCUUUUCUCUUCCAUCACAUGCUGGGUCGCGGAGACCCUGCGUGCGAAAGAUUGUCGAGUGCUAGUCUAUCUAGACGACUUUCUUCUGGUGCACCAAGACCGAACCAAGUUAAGUCUUCGGUCUGCGGAGGCCGUAAGACACUUGGAACUGUUGGGUUGGAAAGUGAAUUUCCAGAAAUCGGUCCUAACUCCAACACAAGACUUGGAAUAUCUAGGGAUACGAUGGCUAACGGCCAAGAACAAAAUGGUCUUACCAAAUCAGAAAGUAAAAUGCAUCAACAGCGCCCUAGAACAGAUUAUGCAAAAGCCACACAUGAGUCUACGACAAUAA
Molecule: messenger RNA, 789 nt
Organism: Vanessa tameamea
Lineage: Eukaryota; Metazoa; Arthropoda; Insecta; Lepidoptera; Nymphalidae
Exons: 1
Coding region: 1-789 (262 amino acids)
Source: RefSeq, a predicted model, not a curated record